AUGUCUCUACCACGCGAAGAUAUCGAGUUCAGAGCUUGCGAUGGCACUAUCCUUCGUGGUUGGUUCUACCCGAGAGAGGAAAUUUCACCAUGCAUCAUAAUGUCUCACGGUCUCGGUGGCACGUACCAUUUUUUGAUGCCAGAGUUUGCCUCUGCGUUCCAUAACGCCGGAUAUGCUGUGCUCCUCUACGAUAACCGCAACUGGGGGGACAGCGAUGGCUUGCCCCGAGAAGAGUCAAACCCAGCGCUGCAGCAAACCGGCUACUACGACGCUUUCAACUACGCGACGUUGCCUUCAGUCGACCCCACGAAGAUAGUAUAUUGGGGAACUAGCUUUUUUGGCGGCAACGUCAUCUAUGCUGCAGCCUUAGACAAGCGUAUCAAGGCUGCCAUCAUUCAGGCCCCCCCUGUGUCUGGCGAAACUCGAUCUCUGGCUUUCAAGCAUCGCAUUCCGGAGUUACUAGAGGACAGAAAACGUAUUGUAUUCGAUCUGGAACGUGGCAUCGUCCCUCUAAUUGCCCCAGAUCGAGAGUCCGCAGAUCCGUCGAAAACAGACGCAAUUCGCUGGGAGAACUACAUCACCUCUCAAACUCAGCUCCAUAUGCUCGGGUUUGAGGGACAGAGUAUGAUUCAUAGGAUUUGCCCUACACCUAUUCUAAUGGUUAUUCCUGGCAACGAUGUCUUGGUAUCAACCUCGUCCCAGAUGGACGCCUUCAACAAAGCCAAGGAGCCGAAGCAGUUACAUUACUUAAAAGACUGCGGUCACUUUGAUAUAUAUAUCGGAGACCACUUUAGGGAUAACAUCAAAGCUCAGGUUGACUUUUUGAAUCAAUAUGUCAACUAG
Messenger RNA from Ilyonectria robusta, 843 nucleotides. Its product is annotated as Alpha/Beta hydrolase protein. Bases 1 to 843 code for a protein of 280 amino acids. NCBI's taxonomy places the organism in Eukaryota, Fungi, Ascomycota, Sordariomycetes, Hypocreales, Nectriaceae. The record is from RefSeq and is a predicted model, not a curated record. The transcript has 3 exons.